Orbicella faveolata is the source of this 1185-nucleotide messenger RNA. Its product is annotated as endothelin-converting enzyme homolog. The record is from RefSeq and is a predicted model, not a curated record. NCBI's taxonomy places the organism in Eukaryota, Metazoa, Cnidaria, Anthozoa, Scleractinia, Merulinidae. Gene Ontology annotation, biological process: protein processing. Gene Ontology annotation, molecular function: metalloendopeptidase activity. Gene Ontology annotation, cellular component: plasma membrane.
AUGGGAGCACAUAAGAACAAGAGUAGCGGUGGAAUAGAGCUGUGCUCUGCGCCCAGUACCCAGAGUCUUGGAAUCAACUCCACUUCGCUCCGCAAAAGUCGAACACGAGUAGAAGUAUGUCUUUUGUGCCUGUGUGGAAUACUUUUGUUGAUCUGCGUCAUUCUAGCUACGUUAUUUGCAGUGGAGCUUUCAAUACAGAACGAAGAAGUCCCUAAACCAUCGGAGACUAACAAUAGCGGGACAUCCUCAACACCUCCUCCAAAUCCUACCACUGGAAACUUCAAGCCAAGCGUGUGCAACACAGCAGAAUGUCUUGAGCUUGCAGCACGCUUUAAACGGAACAUGAACGAGUCCAUGGACCCAUGCGAGGACUUUUUCCACUUUGCCUGCGACGGCUGGAUACGGGACAACCCGAUUCCUUCCUCCCAAAACGAGUAUAUUACAUUCAUCAAGAAGAUUCAAGCCAACAAUGAGAAGCUCCGAAAUAUGCUGGAAGAUGUCACCGGAAAACGUGAUGAUCCGGUUAUGAAAGCGAAGAGGUAUUAUCGCUCGUGUAUGAAUGAGAAAGAAGUUGAAAGGACAACCAAACAGCAAAUUUUGGAGCUUAUCGAGAGCCUUGGAUCCUGGGCUUUGGACAAUAAAACGUGGAAUGGGACAGCCUGGAACUGGAAGAGUGCCCUAGUAAAGAUUCAAAAAACAUUUUUGCAUUCCUCUCCUUUGUUUACCAUUGAUGUGCUAACAAACCCUAGACAUUCCACAAAACAUAUUGUAAAGUCGACAGUGCUUCUUCUCCCUGAUUUAAGCUUGAUCCGUGAAGAGUAUCUGGCAAACAACGACAGAGUUAUUGAGAAGAAGAAUGCAUAUCUUGAAUAUAUGACAACAGUAGGUAUGCUUCUUGGAGGACAGAAAUCUACCAUUCUACAGCACAUGUGGGGAAUUCUCAAGUUUGAAGAACAACUUGCUCGGAGUAUGCCUUCUCAGGCGUUCCUUUACGAGAAUACGCACAACACAGUUACAAUAGAAGAACUCCAGAAACUCGCUCCUGGGUUUCAAUGGCUGUCGCAUUUCAACAGCUUGUUCCCUCAGUAUAACAUUACACUAAACUCUUCCGAGAAUAUCAUCGUCCCUGCGCCCGAGUAUCUCCGAAAUAUGUCCGAUGUUGUGCUUGAUGCAGAUAACGUGUAA